UUAGGAGCAUUCCUUGCCAACCACUUGUAUGUAGCAUUCUUUUCACAUGAUUUUUUGUUUCUAAUAUUAUUAUUUGAAGUUUGAACAGGUCAAGGCAAUGCAUGAUCAAAAGUUCAUGUCAAACAACAAUAGAUACAUAAAUCCAGAUUGUGAGAGUUAUGAAUUAAAAUGUUAAAUCAGUUAUGGGUAGGAGGAGCACCUGAAAGAUUUGCUCGUCGUCCUAAAGCAGGGCUUCAAGUUCUUGGUUCAACCAAAGAUAAGCCUCCCCCUGGUUCUUGGUCACAAAUUUCACCUUCAGUCUUCCAUCUUCGCGGAGAAAAUUUUUUCAGAAAUAAGGAGAAAUGUCCUGCUCCAGAUUUCAGCCCUUAUGUACCUAUGGGUGUAGAUUUAUUUUUGUGUCCAAGGAAGGUAAAUCACAUUGCUCAACAUCUUGAACUUCCCUUUGUAAAAGAACAUCAGAAUGUACCUUCUCUCCUUAUUGUUAAUAUACAGUUACCAACAUACACACCAUCCAUGUUUCUUAAUGAUGGUGAUGGGGAAGGAAUGAGCCUUGUAUUAUAUUUUAAAUUGUCCGAGAAUUUCGACACUCAGAUUUCUCCACACUUUAAGGAGAGCAUCCGGAAAUUGGUGAAUGAUGAUAUGGACAAGGUGCAAGGGUUUACGAAAGACAACUUGGUUCCAUUUAGGGAGAGGCUAAAAAUUUUGGCUGGGGUGGUUAAUCCAGACGAUCUUACUCUUACUGCUGCAGAGAAGAAGUGUAUAGAUGCCUACAAUGGCAAGCCAGUGCUUUCACGCCCUCAUCACAAUUUCUUUAAGGGACCUAAUUAUCUAGAGAUUGAUCUGGAUAUACAUCGCUUUAGCUAUGUAUGUAGAAAAGGGCUUCUUGCAAUUCGAGACCAUUCAAAAAAUGUAAUACUCGAUGUAGGUUUAACUAUUGAGGCACAUAAACAGGAGGAACUUCCAGAGCAAGUGUUGUGCAGCUUACGCUUGAAUAAGAUUGAUUUUGCUAACCAUGGCCAAAUUCCUACCAUUGUAGCUAAGAAUGGAAAUUGAUUUAUGCAGGCAUGGUCAAAAAAGGUUAGAAAAACGUGUGAAUUUGGUGCUAGAUCGGUUCACUUAACAACUGAAGGGGAAAAAAAAAAGAAAAAAAAAAAAAAAGACAGAAAAAGGA
This is a messenger RNA of Arachis stenosperma, 1171 nucleotides long. RefSeq lists its product as uncharacterized. The coding region runs from base 169 to 1053 and encodes 294 amino acids. Lineage: Eukaryota; Viridiplantae; Streptophyta; Magnoliopsida; Fabales; Fabaceae. The record is from RefSeq and is a predicted model, not a curated record. The transcript is spliced from 6 exons.